GUUAAUAUGUUUUCUGAUUUUUUCUUUGAUUUUGUAAUUUUGUAGGUUACUUUGUUGGUGUUCUGCCUUUAUCUAAGAUUCUAAGGUACUAUGGAAGCUACUAUGGAUCCAAAAUCAAUGAACAUUGAAGGGGCAGACCCAGAGGUUGAAAUUCUCUCUAAGCCUAAUAGAGAGAAAGGAAAGAAACUUGGUCAUACAUACAAGCCUGCAAGUUCGACCCAAUCAAAUGGUGGGCAAUCCAUCUCUAACCUUAAUUCUGGUGGUUUGAAUGUUGUUGCUGGAGAUGGUUUUAUGGAGGAGUUUGAUUCUUUUUCUGGAGGGGAGUUUACCGGUAUUCCAAAAUCAGAACUUGCAUUAUACUUGGAGGAGCCUAGCGUUCCUCGUGCGAACAAUUUGGAUAUCAUUGACUGUUGGAGAUCUUGUCAGUUGCGCUUCCCUGUCCUUUCUGUUAUGGCUAGAGACCUAUUAUCUAUUCCGAUUUCUACAGUAGCAUCUGAAUCUGCCUUCAGUGUUGGCGGAAAAAUCUUGGACCCUGUUAGAAGCUCUUUGAAGUCAUCUGUUGUGGAAUCAUUAAUAUGUCUAAGAGAUUGGACUUAUGGACAUCAAGCUGAAACGGUUCCAGAACUUGAGGAAUUAUGUGACAACGUAAUGAGCUUGAAGUUGGAUGUUGAUAUUUCUCCUCCCACUACUACUCCAAGUCCUCUUUCUGCCAGUGGAAGUGAAACCACUGCCUGCUCAGCCCCCAAAAUGUCUAUCAAUAUUGAUUAG
This is a messenger RNA of Spinacia oleracea (spinach), 768 nucleotides long. Its product is annotated as zinc finger BED domain-containing protein RICESLEEPER 2-like. The record is from RefSeq and is a predicted model, not a curated record. Gene Ontology annotation, molecular function: protein dimerization activity. NCBI's taxonomy places the organism in Eukaryota, Viridiplantae, Streptophyta, Magnoliopsida, Caryophyllales, Amaranthaceae. The transcript is spliced from 5 exons. The coding region runs from base 91 to 768 and encodes 225 amino acids.